CGCAGUCAGCUUUGAGUCGCUGUAGAAGCGAGACGCGCAAGGCGUUAGCCUCGAAAGUUAAACUCCUCGUUCUGUGUUCUCGAUCAGUGCUGUGAAGUGAAUUUUGGAAACAUGAUCGCGUGAUCUGUGACUCGGACCCUAUAAUUAUCCUAAAGACUUAUAGCAGCAUGCAGUCGUCUGGGCACGUCGCGGCGCGAGUGCUGGCGGGCGUUGCGCUGGCGCUGUCGGUUGCGGCGCGCGCGGGACACGGGCGGCGAGACUACAAAGACUCCGAGCGGCUCAACGCAGACAUCUCGCUGUGGAUCGACGAGCGCCAAGUGAGGAUGUUCAGCGGUAUAUCGAUGCAGGUGUUCGCGAUAGUGAACGGGAACAUUUCGCCGUACAUCCUGGACCCCAACUUCUCCCACAAGCUGCCCAUCAUACCGUCGGAGGUGGGCUACGUGAACUUCACGUGGCGGUCUAAGAAGCGUUACUAUUACGACUUCGACACGCUCACGUCCUCGGAUCCGAAGGUGUUGAAGCCACCGCUGCUGUCCAUAAAGACGAAGGGGAGGGUGCCUAAAACUCCUAAAGAAUUCAGUAUAUUUUUGCCAUGUAUGGGCAACGUCAGUGGCGUGGCAACGUUUGAGAUUGGGCUAGAGCUCAAAAACCACCGCGGCAACCCUCUCAAGGGCACCCCCCUAAGGUUAAACCUAAAGAAGGAGUGCGCACAGAGAGGUGUGUAUUUAGAAAGGACAGGUCCCGAUCCGGAAUGCGACAAAAAGUGUGCGAACCAGGGCUGGUGCAACAGCGAGAAGAUAUGCCAGUGCCCCGAGGGGUACAUGGGGCAGCACUGUCGCACCGCGCUGUGCUACCCGCAGUGCAUGAACGGGGGCAACUGCACCGCGCCCGGGGUUUGCUCGUGCCCGCCCGGCUACCAGGGGCGCCACUGCGAAGGAGGAAUAUGCUCACAAAAAUGUUUGAACGGCGGAAAGUGUAUACAGAAGGACACGUGCGAAUGCCCUAAAGGGUAUUUCGGUCUCCGCUGCGAAUUUUCGAAGUGCGUGAUCCCGUGCCUGAACGGGGGUCGCUGUAAAGGGGUGAACAAGUGCCGCUGCCCCGCGGGCUCGGGUGGCAACCACUGCGAGGUGGGGCGGAGGGCGGGCGAGUGCGUGCGCGCGUGCCGCCACGGCGUGUGCCGUGCGGGCGCCUGUCGCUGCGAGCCCGGCUGGCGCGGGCGCUACUGCCAUCGGACUUACGGAUCUUCAGAGGAAUCGGGAGAGUUUAAGAGGCCGCGAUGAAAUGCAAUAAAAUAACCGAGAAGAACUAUCUACUUAAUAACUAAUCUUGUGAUUUAAUUAUUUUUAUUAAGUUUUAAAUGUAUUAAUAACUAAAUUAGUCAU
Messenger RNA from Pararge aegeria (speckled wood butterfly), 1382 nucleotides. RefSeq names its product protein shifted (gene shf). The coding region runs from base 168 to 1280 and encodes 370 amino acids. The record is from RefSeq and is a predicted model, not a curated record. Gene Ontology annotation, cellular component: cell surface; extracellular region. Lineage: Eukaryota; Metazoa; Arthropoda; Insecta; Lepidoptera; Nymphalidae. Gene Ontology annotation, biological process: anatomical structure development. The transcript is spliced from 8 exons. Gene Ontology annotation, molecular function: signaling receptor binding.